GUCAAGUUCAAGGUGUAACGUGAAUCAGCCAGUGUGGGCCGCUGAAAGUUCUAUUUAAAUCUCAUUAGAGACCGACAAACGGUAGUCUCGAGUCCAGAGCGGCGCGCGCCUGCAACGAACUAACAACCACAAAGAUGUCGAUAGUACCUCUAAUGUUCCGCGACUGGUGGGACGAGUGGGACAGGCCCUCUCGCCUGUUGGAUCAGCACUUCGGUAUGGGUCUGAAGAGAGACGAGCUCCUCUCUUCCCUCUCCACCCUGCCCUCCUCCUCGCUGUUCAGGAACUCCUACUUCAGGCCAUGGAGAACGAGUUUGACGAGGCAGGAGUCUGCUUCCACUAUUAACUUGACUAAGGAGAAAUUUGAGGUUAUCCUAGAUGUCCAACAGUUCACACCUGAAGAGAUCACAGUGAAAGCCUCGAACAACAGCGUUGUCGUCGAAGGCAGGCACGAGGAGAAGCAGGACGAGCACGGUUUCAUCUCCCGUCAGUUCACCCGUCGCUACAUCCUCCCCGGAGGCUACGACGUUCAGGACCUGGUCAGCACACUGUCUUCCGACGGUGUUCUGACAAUCACAGCACCGAAGAGACCACCUCCUAAUGCGGGUGAAAGGAUAGUCCCCAUCACUAAGACUGGUCCCGCCAAGCAGCCCGAACCAGUCAAGACCGAACAGCCCCGUGAACAAACCGUACCUAUCGUCACUUCCCCUUGAUCUACCUAUUCGGGGUCUACUAACGAGACAUCGAUAUUGUCAAUGAAUCGAUGUUCAACGAUCGAAUCAUAAAUAGCAUUUAUUUAAGCGCCGUUCUUGGCCAAUAACGACUAGCUUAUUCGAAAUGAACGAAUUAGGUUUUUUUUUAUAUUGAUUUGUAUAAAAGAGGAAUGUAACAUCAUUUGUUUAUAAUAAAAUUUAAUAAAUGAUUUCCAAUCAUCA
Helicoverpa zea (corn earworm) is the source of this 932-nucleotide messenger RNA. Its product is annotated as protein lethal(2)essential for life-like. The coding region runs from base 135 to 710 and encodes 191 amino acids. Gene Ontology annotation, molecular function: structural constituent of eye lens; protein folding chaperone. Gene Ontology annotation, biological process: protein refolding; response to heat. NCBI's taxonomy places the organism in Eukaryota, Metazoa, Arthropoda, Insecta, Lepidoptera, Noctuidae. The record is from RefSeq and is a predicted model, not a curated record. The transcript has 3 exons.